GAGCUGAUCAACAUGGGUGCGAGGCAUAUAAUAAUUCCUGGAAAUGCUCUAAUUGGUUGCUUUCCAUAUAUCUUAACUGCACUGCGCAACAAUCAUCCCGACGCUUACGAUAAUAUGGGUUGUCUUAAAAGCGUAAAUGAUCUAAUCGCAUAUAAAAACGACAAUCUCCAAGCAGCUAUGAGAAAUCUGAGCAGAGAGUUCCCAGACGUUAGCAUAAUGUAUGGCCCGAUGGACGAAGGGAUGCGGCAAGUUAUUACCGAGACAUUAGCAGGCCA
Messenger RNA from Striga hermonthica, 275 nucleotides. The record is from the annotation of a GenBank genome assembly. Lineage: Eukaryota; Viridiplantae; Streptophyta; Magnoliopsida; Lamiales; Orobanchaceae.